Liolophura sinensis is the source of this 3933-nucleotide messenger RNA. RefSeq lists its product as uncharacterized. NCBI's taxonomy places the organism in Eukaryota, Metazoa, Mollusca, Polyplacophora, Chitonida, Chitonidae. The coding region runs from base 230 to 940 and encodes 236 amino acids. The record is from RefSeq and is a predicted model, not a curated record. The transcript has 3 exons.
ACCUGAAACGACCUUGUAGGAACGUUCGCUCAUUGCAUCUUGCAUCACUGUCGUCGACGAGCUCCGCCACAGCAAGGUUUUAGCGACAAAGGACGAAGAUGGCAUUUAGGUUAUGACGUUUAAGGGACACACAAGCUGCAAGUUUUAGUUUUCCGUGAACAUUGGAUUCAGCAGAGGUAGCAGCAAACGACACAGACAGGUUGACAAGUUGUUGUGCUCAUCAGAGAGCAUGAGUCAAACCAAGGACCCAACCAAAGCCCUCGGGUUCACACAGAGGUCUUUUGUGGGGAUGACGCUGUCAGAAGAUGAUUUUGGUAUCCCAGCCUCUCCUCCUUCAGCUGGGGGUCCCUGGAAGCUGACGGUUCAUCGUGACAUCAGUCCGCCACGGAUCAAAGCCAAAACUCCAGAUCCUUCAUUUGCGUCAAAGAGCUUAAGUGUCCCAGAUGUAUCACCUGGUUUAAGUCGAAGAGCAUCAUGUCCAAACUUUGACAUCCCUGAGUUUAGUGUGGCUCCCCAAGAAAGAGGUCGGCUGAUGACUAAAAGACCGAGCAUUAUUUCUCAGACAGUGCUGGACAAGUUCACCCCACCUGCAGGUAUUAAGAGCAAACAGAGAUCCCCAUCAGUAAUAGAUGAGCAGAUUGAGUAUAAUGUAACCGAUGCUACAGACAGUGUUGGUGUGGUGCAGUCAAGUGGAAAUCCCAUUGUUCCAAAUGUUGUUUUACCAGCAGCUGAAUUAGGGGCCAAGAAGCAACGGCCUGGCUUUCUUGCUUCAAGAAUGGCUUCUUUUUUCAAAUCGGACAGCACAUCUAACACAAAAAUCCCUUCUAGUGAAGUGGAUGGUGUAUCCCCCGUAACAAACGUGAAAAAGUCAUAUCUCGUGAAACGGGCUGCAACCAUGACAAAUACUGAUGUGAAUGCCAUGGCACCUUCAUCUAUGUAACUGAUGAUGUAACUGACGAUGUAACUGACUGCUGCAAGCACACAUUCUUAAUCUUUCGGGUUCCAGGAAAAAGUUUUCAUUUUCUGCCAUUUAAAACUGCAGAUAUGUUAUUUCAAAGGAGUUCUUUUUCUUAAUCGGUGUACAUAGUUUUAUGUGCAGUUUUGUAAAUAAUUUUUCAUGAUAUUGACCAAGUACUAUGUUAUAUGUAGAAAUUGGUCCAAUCUGAUUGGCACAAGAUACAGAUGAUGACAAUUACACAAGGUUUGGUCAUCACAUCGUUCCGGUCCAGGCUAUGGGUAGGCCAAUGUGUUCAUGAGCACAUUUUGUAUUUAUAUAGUCAUAAGACUUGUAUGUUUUCUUUUUGUGAUAUGUCCAUGUAUCUCAUUCUGUUUUUGUUUUUUAGUACCCCUUUUCUGAAAUUAUUUAAAGCCAAAGAAAACGGGAAUGUUUUGGUUAGAUCACAGGAGUAUUGAUUGUUUUUUGGGAGCGUUUUGUUGUUAUAUCAUGUUUCAGAAAUGAAGCUUUCCUUGUGCUGUAUUAUUAGUGUGAAAACCUGUACAUUUUAGUAUCAUCAGGUUGAAAAUUAUACUUGUUUAAGUUUUCUUCUGUGUAUGCCAUAUUGAUAUACCAUCUACGGUAUGUAAAGGGCUAUGGCUGUUGAGGUACGGUGCUCAGGUAGGUGUGCUUCUUUUUAAAAACUAUAUCCAUUUGUAUGUGUGUAAAUUCAAGUGGAUAUGUUAGUGGAUCUGUCAUGUAGGUAUGAUUUUCAGUACAGUUUCUGAUAUAUAUGGCCUGUCAGUUGUCAAACCCUAUAUUUAUGCAAAUAAUUCCCAGUCCUUAGUAUAUUAUUGCAGCUGCCAUAUAUGGUGAUUUACUAAGCCGAUUUCUUCUCAGGGGUACAGAUGUACCAGAUGUGUCAAGUUUUCUUCUUGUUAUGUGCCAACAUUUAUAUCAUUAAUAUCAAUGUACCAUGUGAUGAUGAGUACAUUAGCAUUUUCUUUUACAUAUGUCAGUAGUUAUAUGCAAGAUAUGAAUACUGAUAAUUGUUCAUUAGGUCUUGCAUGAUUAUCCUUACAGACUGUUCAGGGAUUUCAACAUUACUGCACUUUUAUAACAGAUAUUAGUGUCUGUAUGUAUUGAGAGCUAAUGUUGAUUCAAAAUGAGUUCCAUCACUGCUACUCUGUGCCACUUUCACAAAACGUCAUAAAUUAAUUUUUCGUAACUCUUGUCUUAAAUGACGUGGCCUCACGGCACUGUUACCUAGACAGUACCUUUUACGAAAAAUGUUACCAGAAAUGUGACUUACAAACUUUUGUGCAUGCAGUAUUAAAACAUACCAGCUUCUAGAUGGCAAUCUGACGAAGGCUUCUGGGGGACCCAUUAUGUUAGACUUUUUAUGUAUGUAUCUUAGAACAGUUGUGUCUUGUCAGAGAUAUUACCAGACCACAUAUGGGUUCACUAUUCCAGGUAUCCUGUAAGUACUGAGGCAUUCCUUGUGUAUUGAAACGCGUACAGAAACGUGUCUAUUUAACUUUCAAGUAUUCGUACAAUUACUUAUUUAGUCAUGCCAGUUUGAAAGCUCCCAAAUCCAGGAACAACUAGUGGUGCUAGUAAUUGGUAAUUAGGUUAUAUAAAGACAAACUCCGGGAUAAAGAAACAUUGAUUUUCACACAUUUACAUGUUCUGUGAAAUACAUAAUACAUCGUAAACACAUUUGUUUAGGUACUCCAUCGUUUCAGUGGGAUUUUAUCGGAAGAAAUGUUGAAUACAUCCACGAAAAUGAUGUUUUAUUUUUCUUAUACAUGAAUGAUAUUUUAUUUUUCUUGUACACAUGUGGCAUUUGUAGUGUAACUGUUUUUCCCUCGUAUAGCAAAGUCUGCCAGCUGUACGAUAUGAUUUCUUCUUUAAAUAUAGUCUGCUUUUUAUCUCUAAGAAUGGAAUUAAGCAGCAGUAGUAAGUGCUCAUUUCAGAUAUAUGCAUUGUAUAACGGAGCGCAAUUCGGAAAGUAAAAGAGUAUAUUACAAGUGAAGGGCUGUACCAUAAUACCAAGUCGCUUCACUUUUUCAAUGCGCUUUUGAGAGUCCGUGCCGGUUUGGCCUGUAGUUGAAUGCACUUUUAGUUGUUGGAUAGUAAACAACAUGUGUUUGUUCAAAAGAGGUGUCAAGGACUCGCUGAUUUUUAUACGGUUUUGUGGUGUGUAUAUAGAACGGAUACUCGCAUCUCUUCUUUUGAGACUGGGACCAGUGUGACCCGAAACUUGACAUAGGUGUAUUGUUCCCAUUAAAUAACAUUGUGGGACAGGCUGCAAGUCACAGAUUGCUGGAUUAUGUAGGGAUCUUAUUUCUUGGUGACAUAGUUUAUGUUGGCCUUCAUCGACUAACACAACUUCAUGGAGCACAGCUGUGGAGGUUACCAAGGAGCUGAUAAUACUGUUUGUAAUAAAUCCCAAGUGAAACUGUUUAUGUCUGUUCACGGUAGUGUUGGAUAUUUAUAUUGAACCCCAUGGAAGAUCCGGUGUAUGGACUAUAGUCCGCACAAGUCCUAUUCAUUGUGAUAAUUUGUAUUGGGCAUUUUACCGUGUGUCACGUCAUUCCUUUCAUGAAGUCUUGUCUUAUGCCCUAUCACUAUGUAGCAAGUGUUUAAGAAUUAUGCGGUUCUGACCCACUGUCUUGGAGAUUACAUCGUGUUAUGAAGCGCAUAAAACGAAGGUUUUUUUCUAUAAUACACAGAAGAAAAGCGUUAGGUACGUGUAUGUAUGCCCAGAAAAAAAAUCACUUUAUCCGCUAAUAAUCAUGAAGUAUUAGUCAGAAACAUUGAAAUGUUUAAAUUAAAUUAAAUUAAAUGUCUAGAUCGGCAUUUAGGCAUAUAUACAAAAGCAUGCAUUCCAUGCAGAAAACUCGGUUUAUUCAAUCUCACAGUAUGAAUCCUGAAUGUAUUCCACUUUUUUUCUUUCACAACGAAAGAUCAGACAAAAAUAAACAAUACACAUUUUA